This is a messenger RNA of Coprinopsis cinerea okayama7#130, 5010 nucleotides long. Its product is annotated as vacuolar membrane-associated protein IML1. Gene Ontology annotation, cellular component: GATOR1 complex. Gene Ontology annotation, biological process: negative regulation of TORC1 signaling; positive regulation of autophagy; intracellular signal transduction. Gene Ontology annotation, molecular function: GTPase activator activity. The record is from RefSeq and is a predicted model, not a curated record. The transcript has 9 exons. Lineage: Eukaryota; Fungi; Basidiomycota; Agaricomycetes; Agaricales; Psathyrellaceae. Bases 1 to 5010 code for a protein of 1669 amino acids.
AUGUCCUGCAGUUGGACACGGUGUGCCUCAGUUGAGGCCAUGAAUUCAGUGACGAUGGCCAGAGGAAGGAUCCCGAGUCAUGAGCUCGAAACGAAUCCAUUUGCCCGCUGCUGGUCACUCUGCAACCGUCUGGACUUGUCAACGUUGCUCUUUGUGGUAACCAAUGCUGAAGGUCGUCGCGGUCGUCGAGGUCCACCGUGGUCUGACCGCGCGAUGCCCAUCAUCCCACGCGCCGGUGUUCAAACCGGUGUCCAACGGGCCGAAUCUCAGCACUCGUCGUAUGGCCGUCGUCGUUCGAACACGUCACAGUCGGUAAUCAGGGCGGUUCCACCGUCAGCCCCGCCCCCGACACCGCUCAAAAUUGGCGAUACCAGAUUGCUCAACGCCUGGGUUCAUGAACCAAAGGAUUCUUCCAAUGUCCUCUUCAAUCAUCUCCACUGGCCUGGGGUUGCUGAAGGCGAUCUCAUACGCGUCACCGUUGGCAGUCCUGAUAACCCGCACGGUUUCUUGUUCAAAGUCGGGCAAAAUGAAGGCGCGCGUUAUCAGCUUCAGAUCUCUAUCCCAAAGCCCCUUGCCGAAGCAUUCGAUGUUAGGAACAACGUGGAGGUGACCCUCACCAAGGUUGAACCCAAGGCCUAUUAUGCCGACCAUAUGGAACUGGUUUUCCAGGACCAGUACCUUGGAAGAAGCGAUAUGUGGCGAAUGGGAGAAUAUCUCACAGGACAAUGCAUCUAUACCAACCAAGAGGUCACCUACAUCGGUGGUAUCGUCGCGAAGGUCCAGGCAAUCUAUUCCAACGGUGUCGAGGUUUCUGCUGGCGUUGUUACAGCGUUGACCAAAUCCAUAUACCGCUCGCUGUCGGCCAAGGUCACAAUUUACAUCCAAGUUUGCAAGGAACUCUGGGAGUUUGCUGGUGACGGAGAACGCUACUAUGAGAAGAUUAUUCAUUCAUUCCUCCCUAGCCUGUUUGGAAAAUGGCGCGAAGCAGGAACCAAUCACACUGUCACCAUCGUCCUCAUUUCACGCGUCUUCUAUGAAGAAUCAGAAAUCGACUACGCAGCCGGUCCACUGCGACGCGACGAGCGAGGAAACUGGUACAAAGACUUUUACAAAGUCAUUACCGACCUCGAAGUCAACUACGAAUGGAAUGACACCCUCGUCAGCCUGAAGAACUCGUUCUGGGCGUUCCAGCGCGAUAUUCUGCUCGCCCACCAUUAUCACCGUGCCUGUCUGGACUCCAAGCUCGGAUUACCCUCCCAUAUCCGCCUGGUUGGGCAGAUUUCAUACGCCCACGAUGGUCCGAUUCUCGAGGCACUGAAUCUGGGCCUCAAUCCCACAGAAACGCACCAUAUAGACAGGUCGCUCUCCCUCACUGGAGCCACAUACAUCCUCAUCACCCCUGGAACAGGGUACUUCCGCGUAUCCAAGGCCCUCCUCAGGUUAACGACAAUGCGCAUGCUCGACCAAGGGGUGGUCCUCAAUCUUAUCCUCUUGACGAAGCAGCCCCUUCACCAAAGCCCUAUAUUCAGUUUCCAGGGCAUCGACCCCUCCCUGAAGGAACACGAUGACCCACUUUCUGACGACCCCCUAUGGUGCGACGAUGCCAAUGUCGACCACAGCAAGAAGAAAACCUUUUGGUGGGAGCCCUUUUGGCUCUCGACAACCUUUUGGGAUAAACAAAAGGAUUUGCCCAUACGUUACGACAGAUUCGUUGCCCGUGCCAAGAUGCACGAGAUACAGAUGCUAGGGCUGUUGGAGCAUGAUGUUUUAGCCAGCAUUGAAGUGCCCUUCUUGCCCGAACGCCCCCUCCCUCCACUACUUGGUAUCGCUCGGGAGGACACCCGGAUGACCCAACAAGAAGCCGACAACUUCGACAACGAGAUAUUUGCAUCCGGUAGUACUGGUGAAGCCCUGUCUUCGCAGUUCACCCUCCCAAGCGCCAUGCUUCCCAUACCUGGCAAAUCGGAGAAACGCACGUCUAACCACCGCAACUCAACGACGGGGAUACGAAUACAAACAAUCGAGGAAAGUCCUCGAAAAAUUCACAAGACCCUCCCCGACGAAGGAUUGCCAACUGUCGCUGCUCCCAAAGUUCCGUUGAGCACGUCACCCUCUCAAGCUUCCAUUCGGUCAGCUCGAUCGGAAGUCUCGACGGCUUCCGCGAAACUUCGCGCCUUGCAGGCUACUCCGAACAAAGGCGGUUUGGCAUCCAAGCUGACCCCUUCGUGGUUGUUCAAUCCGUUCAGGAGCAGCGGGAUCAGUGAACCGCAGACCUCGCAAGUCAUUGCAGCCGGGUCUUCGGCCAAUUCGUCUGCAAAUACGACCCCUGUCCAUACUCCCCUGUCCAUCCCAGCUGUAACCCCCGCCACACCUGGGGUACAGGCCAGCACGCCGAUCAGCAUGACGCCGUCCGCUCCCAUUCAGAUGCCCGCGAACCCCACUCGUGCUGCAGCAACGACGGGUCAGCAUCCCAACCUCGCGUUGAAGGGCUCGUUAGGCAGGUCAACGUUGCGACAUGGGGAUGACAACCUUGCAGCACCACCUCGCGGCUCCUUCUCUCGUCGUUCACCUCUUAACACGCCUCCGCGAGACGAGUAUAUUGCUAACAAACGACGAAGCACGGCCAACUUCGUCCAGUCGAUGUCCUCCGGUUCUCCAGGGUCCUAUUCCAAUCCCUCCAACCCCUCCCAGCCCCAACGGCCAGUCUCCUACUUGCAGUCCUCCAUGGCCCGGCGGUGGCACCAUGUCCUCCCUCAUCCUCUCAAGAAGCACGACAUCAAGUGGAAAGCCCUUGUCACUCCGGCGUGUUUACCAUUGACAGUCGACUAUUUCCCGACGAGCAACGAGCUGGAAUCUUGCUAUGAGCUGCACCCUUACGAAUUCGUCGUCAACCCCAAGGAGCUCAAGUCGAUGUUCCUACGACCACCCAACGUCAAGGAGACAGGUACCAAAGGGCAACACUCUGCCGAAAACAUCCAGGCGUGGGCUCUGGUAACGAUGCGCGCCAUGGCCGGUGUUCGACUCGCCCAGGGAUUCCAAUUCGUUCUCAAGCCAGCGCAGACAGGGACUGGGAACCAUUUCGAAAACGAGUAUUCGAAUUAUGGUUGGAAUCCUAGUCAUCCGAGUCAGAGAGCUCCGUUAGCCAGGACAGCCUCGGCGUUGCUCACGGACGAACCGAGUAUGCCUAUGGCGGUUGGGUCGAACGAGGCGUUGAUUAACGUGGACCAUCCGAUCUUUUUGAGCAUGACGAAUGAGAUUCAUAUGAUCUGGUUCAAUGGGGAGGCUAUCAAGGUCAGAAGGUAUACCAGGAGGAUGCCGAUACAGCCCAAGUUCAAGUACCAGUGUUUGAUUUGGCCGAAACUUGGAGUUGGGUACACGGAGCUUUCGACGACGUUCGAGUCGUAUGGCUUGGAUCACUGGAAUCGGCUCGACAUGCUGAUCUCAGGGUACCAGACCUCUUUCGAGGACGUCUUGCGAUACUGGCGUACUCGCUUUGUGGUGCUUCCAACCUCGGAGCCUCCGACCAUCACCGCAGGGCCCGGUGGGGAGAAACUCAACGAAGAAGAAAUUCGAAUCCUCGGCAUCGACAAGCUCGGCGAAAUCUUCACCAAGCUCCGGUGGUACCCUCCUGGCGUCGAACCCAACCCUCCCAUUCGUUUCCUCCCCACAACACACGAUCCCGCUCAAACGGUCUUCGACGACGUGCUCAUGCAGCAACUUGCGGAGAUCUGCUCCAAUGGACCGCUCAAGAAGAACAUGAACAGCGAUAAGGAGAUUGCGGAUAUGUCGUUUACGCAGGUUGCGACGUUGAUGAGGGCGGAGCCGGGGUUGAUCAAGCAUAAUCAAUGGCAUAAGAACUUCUAUCCGAACUCGUUUGUAGGGAGCGAUUUUGUUAGUUGGCUGGUGAGGGAGUUUAGGGAUGUUUCGUCGAGGGUGCAGGCGACGGAGUGGGGUAUCAAGUUUCUUGAGCAGGGCUUCAUUGAACAUUGUAGGAAUCUGCAUCCUUUCCUUGACGGGUAUGUUGCUAUUCUCGCAGCGGGUUACGGUGCUGACCUGGCUCACAGGCACUAUUUCUAUCGCCUGAAGGGCGACUAUUCUGUGCCCAUGACCCCGAGCAUCAAAGGCUGGUUCAAGAGAGGCGAAAGUGACGCGAGAUCGAUACAGUCGUCGCAGUCGUCAAGCAGUCUCAGCCGUUCACGACUGUCCAGCUCUCGCAAGAAGACACAACUGAUCUUCAGUCAGAGCACCAUCAUCGACCUUGACCCUCACAAACGAAGUAACCAGGCCGAGACAGCACUGCUCCAUCACGAUAUCGUCCACAACCCAGCCACUGUCUUCCACUUUGAACUCCAGUGGAUAGGUACGACUGCGCGUGUCAUUGAAGACCAGCUCCGGCAAUGGAACCGCGUCAUCGAAAAGUAUGGGCUCAAACUUGUCGAGGCAUACGUUGGCCAAAUCUCGGAUAUUCGUGACCGCAACCCAUUCCAGUCGUGUUUCCCUAUCCGAUUCGCAGUUCCUCCUCCUGUCAUCCCCGAUAUCGAGAAGCGCAUCCAACCUGAAGGAUCGAAGACGGCGAGGUACUACUUCGAGUACGCACUCCUUCGGAAAUUCGGGUUUGUCCUGGACGUUGAAGCCCAAGACCUUUAUGUGGAUUCUGUGGACGUGGUAUACUCCUACCGCAGAUCGCCAUACCACUAUUCGCAAUUCGUUCACCGGAGCGGGCUAGCCUUUGUUCAAGUCCUAGAUGGUGGACAAGGCUUCCUAUUCUUGACGAAUCGGUUGAUGGGUACAGGGAGGAUGGGUGCUGCACUGAAGAGUCUUGGGAAGAGCGGGAGUGUGGCGGCGAUCACUAGGAGGUCUGGUUUGGCGGGUGAAGAUAUUCGAUUGAGCCUGUAUGAUUUCUGUCAGGAUAGGGAGAAGUUGAUGGAGUUUUAUGAUGAGCAGCUGGCGUUGCUCCCACCUUGUCCGCAGACGCCGCUCUCGGAGGAGCCUCCGAGUCUGACUAUCUGA